AAAGCUCUGCAUUCGCACUUGAUGUCUUUCUGUGACACACGGACUUUGUGAAAUUGCAGAGAUGGUACUGAAGGCUGUUUGCGUGCUGAAAGGAACCGGUGAAGUUACCGGGACCGUAUACUUUGAGCAGGAGGGUGACAACGGUCCAGUGAAGCUGACCGGGGAGAUCGCAGGUCUAACCCCGGGGGAACAUGGCUUCCACGUCCAUGCCUUCGGAGACAACACCAACGGCUGUCUGAGUGCAGGACCCCACUUCAACCCCCACAGCAAGACCCACGGAGGACCCGACGAUGAUGUCAGGCACGUAGGGGACCUUGGCAACGUGACUGCAGGAGCCGACAGUGUGGCUAAGAUCAACAUCCAGGACAAGAUACUGACUCUCACUGGACCCCACUCGAUCAUCGGCAGGACCAUGGUGAUCCAUGAGAAAGCCGAUGACCUGGGGAAAGGAGGCAACGAGGAGAGUCUGAAGACUGGCAACGCUGGCGGUCGCCAGGCCUGUGGUGUUAUUGGAAUUACCCAGUAAACACUCGCCCCCUACUAGGAGCACGAGAACCACUAGCCACGUCUUGAAGACCACCCCGACCCUAUUGGAAGCUCUGUAAAGUCUUAACCCCCCCCACAUCCACCCUAUCCCCCUACCUAAACCAGUACGGAACCUCAUGGACAUCUGACUGAUGGCUUUCCCAAAAACAAAGAUUGUCUGCAGGGUUAAGAGAAUUCUUUGUCCCAUUUUGCACAUCGACUUUAGUGGUGAAGAUGAUGUUUUGGGGAAACUCACCUCUGAAGGAGUGCUGGACUCUGAGGGUUUUAACUCUGGGACACAGCUGGGACAUUGACGUUGAGGACAGAUCUAAUGAAGUGCACUAGGUGGUUGUGGCUAGGGGUUGAUGGGUUGAUUGGGGGGGGGGGGGGAUAUAUAUUUAGACUGUUGUCUGUACACAUAUUGGUCCUAGCUUUGUUGCUUCUGUCUGUAAAAGUACGGGUUUAUUCUUCUACGCUGUCACAACGUCUAGUAUGGAAGCUGUAAGCAUGUAUUAUACAUUAGGUGUCAAAUGGCUUCCUAUGUAGUUCACUACUUAUGCCCAGGGCCAGUAGGGUCAAAGUAGUGAACUAGGUGGGUAGCGAACUAUAUCGGGUGCCUUUUCAGACACACCCAUGAUCAGUGUGUACAAAGCUGCCCAAUAAAAAUACCUUGUCACUAA
Messenger RNA from Salvelinus namaycush (lake trout), 1205 nucleotides. RefSeq names its product superoxide dismutase [Cu-Zn]. The transcript has 4 exons. Gene Ontology annotation, biological process: removal of superoxide radicals. The record is from RefSeq and is a predicted model, not a curated record. Lineage: Eukaryota; Metazoa; Chordata; Actinopteri; Salmoniformes; Salmonidae. Gene Ontology annotation, molecular function: superoxide dismutase activity; copper ion binding. Gene Ontology annotation, cellular component: peroxisome; cytosol; nucleus. Bases 62 to 526 code for a protein of 154 amino acids.